AUGAUGAUUUCCUGGAUCGGUUCUUUCCUUGUCAUAGCUCAAGCUUUCGCCCAGCUGGAACAUGAGGACCUUGUUGAGGUAUUCUCCAGCGGAGGAAAUCUUGUUGGCAAACCAAAUAAUCGGCAGCCAACAUGGCCGCCUUCUCCUCCUCCAGCUCAGAAUCGUCCAGUGAUCUUUGACCAUCGACAGCCAAUCAAUCAUACUUCCGGCGUGAUUCGUCCGCAAUCUGGAUUUGAUUACAUUACUGGGGCUGAUCAGCAGCACAGGGUUCAUCCUCAGAAAGGAAAUGCAGUCAUUGUUCCACUGAAAGGAGAUGACCAGUUUGCUCUCCAUCGUGCUGCUAAGGAUGAAAACUUGGCUUUAGUGAAGGAAAUCUUGAAAAAAUCGCAGAGAUACGGCACUGUGUCGGAAUCGCUGUUUGCCGUGGAUUACCAUGGCUUCACCCCGUUGCAUUACGCUGCAGCCAACAACGACCGGACCAUGGCUGUGUACAUAGCGACAUCUGUGUCCAGCCCGGAGAACUACGUGACGUACAGUGCAGCGGAAUUCCCCGAAGUGCCCAAUGCAUUUCUGAUCGCUGUGUGGAACAACAGUGCGUCGGUUGUGGAUGCUCUGCUUCCUUUGAUAGAGUCCAAUGCCAAGUUGCUUCAGCCCAGUCCCAAGGGACUCUCUCCUCUGCAUAUUGCUGCAGCCAAGGGAUAUGUGGAGAUCGCACAAAUGCUCGUGGACCGUCUGUUCAGGACAGACAUCAGUCUAGCAUGCUUCGCAGACGCCAAAGGAAGAACCCCCAUGCACUUCGCUGCCCGCUACGACCAGGCCGAAAUAGCGGGGGUCAUCUUGAACCGGAUGACCCCCAAGCAGGCCGAGUCCUGUUUGUCGCACGCUGCCAUGAACGGAUGGACUCCGUUGCACUACGCAGCCAGGUAUCACACGAGUCGAAUCGUGAAUUUCAUCCUGCGACUCUCGGCCACGGAGCUCAACAACGAGGCCAGAGGCUUCAGUCCAUUGUCCCUGGCUGCCUUUGGCUGCAGGGACUUUGACGGGGACUCGACAGUGUCGCUGCUGCUGCAUGCGGGUGCCAACGUCACGUCGAGCAAGGGAGACGACAUCGAGGACGUGUGCAGACGAGCCCAGUGCCAGUCCUGCCUGAAUGCCUUCGAAGUAUUUUUUGAGUCAAAUGCCAUCAAAUAUGAUUCCACCUGCAACGUGCUGAGAGAGUCGAAGGACUUUGUUCCAUAUGAAAGACGAACCAAGACUCGUGGAGGAUCAGAAAACUGUGGGAUCCCAAAGAUCAUCCCCAGCAGGAACCCGUGUUUCUUUGUCGACGUUAUAGAUUUCACUGGAUUUUUGAGUCCCUCCAACGGAACAAAAAUCGGAGUUGGUGUUGCCAUCGACGAGAAUCUUAUCCUCGUUCCGGCAUCCGCAUUCGUCAUCACAGACAGGAGCCCAGUACCGGGUCAUCAGCCAGUUGGUCAAAUGACGGUUGCGCACCCGCUGGUCGUCAAGCGCCGAGUAUUCAAAUCGUCAAAACACUUGGCACUGGAUGGAAGAUACGCUGUGAAAACCCCGGGUACAACUAGUAAACGAGGUUCUUCGUCGACAUCAGUGCAAAAGUACGUUCUGGUGAAAGACAGACCCGUUGUUCGAGGGUCUUUCAACCUGGAUUCGGUCCGUGAUGACAUGGCCUACUUGACACUGAACUCGUCACUGUCGGAAUUCGGCGACGGCAUUUGUUUCUUGUGUCUGCCCAACGAUGAAGUCAGCCUGGGGUGCCUCAAUAAUCGCAACUGCUUCAUCGUCACUCCUGGACAAGGUGAGUUGCCAGAUGCAAGCGGAAAACCCAAGCCGGCGUGGACAAAGUUUUCUCCAGAGUUCGUGUCCAACGAAUACUGCGACAGAGAACUCAGAAAAUCCGGAACGUCUUUGGGAAAAUCUGCAGACCAAAUUUGCAUUCGAAACCCCGACGAAAAUCGUUGUGGUGGCGAGUUUUCCGCGUUGGUGUGCCAGUCGGAAGAACUAGUCAGGUUCUAUGGCUUUCAAGUGUACCCGAAAAACAACCUCACUGACUGCCGCAAACGGGGAAUACAUGGAAUAAUCGAGACGACGCAAACCUCAGGCUCAGAUGCCUUCUUUAGAAUGAACGUCGUUGAAUACGUCAUGAAGCGAAUACUUGUCCUUGCGUUUUGCGUGUUAGUGACGGGAUUUGGAUCUGUCGAAAGUCAAAUUCCAGAUGUUGGACUUCCUGAAUUGGCUGCGCCCGUUUUGGCAAUUUUCGACCGAGACUCGGACCACAUCAAGACGUUGAAAACGCUGUACAAUCAGAAAAACAUGACCGGGUUCAUUGAUUACUGGAAGGCAUCGGGACUCACACCCAAUUUCCAGGAUGCAAAUGGACGCGGGUUCCUGCACUGGGAAGUUGGCGUGAAUAUCCACGCCAAAGAAGCCCCGCUUCAGGAAUUCAUACCCGUCAGGUUGUUCUUCAGUCGCAGUCAUUGGAACGAGACCAACUGGGACUUGAAGGACAAUGCUGGUCUGACUGCCCUUCAUUAUGCGGUGCUGUAUGACAAGCAUUCCAUGGUCCAAAUUGUGCUGCUCAUGGGGGCUUCCACAGUGGUCAAGACUCCCCAGGAGAAAACAUCAGUGCAUCUGGCAGCCGAAAGAGGCCUCAGAAUCACUGCCCAUGAGCUUCUCAAAGGGAGUCCGGGGUUCAGUCCGUACCCGAAAGAGGCGCUGUUUUUCGUGGACGAGACCGGCUACACUCCUUUGCACCUGGCUGCUGCCAGCAACUCGUCCAGUGUUGCCGAAUUGUUGGCCGAGUACGCAGACAGUCCCAGCUACUACAUCGGAUACAAGCCCCCGGGGUUCCCGAACAUGCCGAGUUCCUUGCAAUUGGCCAUUGCCAAAAGCAGUUCUGCAGUCGUGGCUGUGUUCUUGGGACUGCUCGAGUCCGACAGUGCUUUGCUCCUGGAACCGAACCCGGCGGGUUUCCUUCCUCUACAGAUUGCAGCGAAUAAUGGCGACGAGGCCAUAGUGAAAAUGUUGGUGAGACGGCUGAAGAAACGCGGAGUUUCCUGGCUUUGUGCCCCGGACAAGUUCAGGAGGAAUGCGCUUCACUAUGCAGCCAGAUUCCAACACGUGGAAGUCAUGCGAAUCAUCCUCGACAGGGUCAGUCAGGCGGACAAGGAGUUCUGCGUGCAUCAGAAGGGCGUCAACGGCUGGCUCCCUCUGCACUACGCGGCCAAGUACAACAACCACGAAGCUGUGGACUUUAUUCUGCGAGUGUCGAAAGACCAAGUGAAUGCUGCGCUGCAGACGGGGCAAACGGCGUUGAUUUUGGCUGCUGAGCAGUGUCAUCUGUGUGAAGACGCGACGACUGUGAAGCUGUUGAUUCGCGGUGGCGCUGACGUCAACCAGGAAGCCGCCAGAAGUCCCCUAGAGCUUUGUCAGGAUCGCGAUUGUUUGUCUUGCGUCGAGGCCAUACAAGAAUCGUUGUCAGCACAGCAAGAGGACCCUGAAGAAACUUUUGAGUGCAGCCAGCAGCCAGCCGAGAACAUCUUCUCCGGUGUGACUGGGUCUUCCAAAACACCGAGUGGGAGCCACGACUGCGGAGUGCCCCGACUGGAUCGCUCGAGGCAAAUGUGUUUCUUUGUGGAAAUCGUGGACUUCAGCCAAGUCCGGUCUCCGUCUCGUGGCUCCGUCGUCGGAUACGGCGUCGUCAUCGACGAAACCGUCGUGUCGGUGCCCGUGUCUCUGUUCCUCACCGACGGCAUUUUCGGCACUCCGGAAUUCGUCAAGGACGGAUCUUACGCCAUCAAGACCCCCGGCCGACGGGGCAGGAGUUCAGGACGGUAUAUUCAGGUCGACGGGCUGGCCCACGAGCACCCGCAGCUGGACACCGUCUCCGGGGCCAACUCCUUCGCCUUCUUCCUCCUCACCGAGCCGUUGACGGUGUUUGACGACGGCAUCUGCUUCUUGUGCAUGCCGCAAGUCAACGUGCCUCUGGGCUGCUUGAACAGCUGCUUCGUCGUCACGCCGGUUAUCUUGACGAAGACGACAACUAACACUGGUAUAUGGUUUUAA
This is a messenger RNA of Notodromas monacha, 4080 nucleotides long. The record is from the annotation of a GenBank genome assembly. Lineage: Eukaryota; Metazoa; Arthropoda; Ostracoda; Podocopida; Cyprididae.